GGAGGAGGAGAAGAAGAAAAGGAACCAGAAGAAGAAGAUGAAAGAGGAAAAGUUAUAUAAAGAAACAAAAACAAACACUCACCCACCGCAUUUACAAUCACCACCAACAAAAAACAUAAACCACAUAAAGUAUAACACAUCACAUACUAUUCCUCCUUCAGCUGCGUCUCUCUCCCUCGCAAUGGCCGGGCACGUGAACCUGACGAAGGGCGAGGUGGUGGGCGGGCGUUUCCAGGUGGAGGCGAAGCUGGGGCAAGGCGGCUUCGGGAGUGUGUAUCGCGCGCUCGGCCUUCACACGGGGGAACGCUAUGCCCUGAAGGUGGAAAGAGGGGAUCGUAACGUCCUUCUGCGGGAGCUCGAGGCCUUAUCGGUUGUGGGGGGGAAAGGGCGUGUGGGUCCGGCCCCGAAGGAGUGGUGGAAACUUGGGAAUAACAGCGUGCUAGCCAUGGAGCUCAAAGGGGAGACGAUGCGCGGCGUGAACGGGAGUCUGGCGUCCGUCGGGGUUCUAAUGUCGUUGGUUCUGACUCUCCUAGGGCGUCUCCACCACAACGGCUACGUCCACCGCGACAUCAAGGCCACUAACAUCGUGUACGGUGACCCUGAAGACCCUGAAGACGCCCAUAAGAUCUACCUCAUCGAUUUCGGGCUCUCGGGCAUGUUCCGCGGGCCGAAGGGGGAACACUUGCCGAAGAGGGAAGGCGUGCGACCCAAGGGAACGUUUCAAUACUUGAGCGUGAACAGCCACAAGUUAGUUUUGCAGUCCCGCCGCGAUGAUCUCGAGUCCCUGGCCUACAUGGCGGGGAGGCUGCUCAAAGGGCGCCUCCCGUGGGCCUUCACCCGUAAGAAGAGACCCAAGCACCCCGAGGCAGCGCGCAUCAAAGAACGUAGGACUCAGCACAUCUUCAGCAGCUGUCCGCCGGUGUUUGCUGACUUUCUGGAGUAUGUGAGAGGCUUAGCGUACGACGAGGAGCCUGAUUAUGUCUUCUGGAGGGAUGCGUUCGAGAGUUUGUCCCUGCAGGAUGACCCAGAGAAUGAAAGGCUGAGGAAGUGUCGGGAGGAUGUGUGGGCGCCUCCUCCUCGCCUUCGCCCUCUUCCGCGAACCUCCUCUCUGCCGCCGAAGUCACAGAAGUCAUCCCUUUAAAGCCGUAUUCUGUUAUUUCUUACGUUCUUGUUUUCACUCUA
Messenger RNA from Eriocheir sinensis (Chinese mitten crab), 1182 nucleotides. Its product is annotated as casein kinase I-like. The transcript has a single exon. The record is from RefSeq and is a predicted model, not a curated record. Gene Ontology annotation, molecular function: ATP binding; protein kinase activity. Bases 38 to 1141 code for a protein of 367 amino acids. Gene Ontology annotation, biological process: protein phosphorylation. Lineage: Eukaryota; Metazoa; Arthropoda; Malacostraca; Decapoda; Varunidae.